Messenger RNA from Emiliania huxleyi CCMP1516, 758 nucleotides. RefSeq lists its product as hypothetical. The transcript is spliced from 3 exons. The annotation marks the transcript as partial. Lineage: Eukaryota; Haptophyta; Isochrysidales; Noelaerhabdaceae. The record is from RefSeq and is a predicted model, not a curated record.
AUGUUAGUCGCCCUUCUCGCCGCCGAGGCUCUAGUCGGGCCGCCUAGAGUUGCCGCGGGCGGCCCCAGGAUGCUCUGCGCCCAGCCAGCCGAGUCGGCAGAAGACGCGGCCAAGGCUGCGUGGCUGGCCAGGCAGGCGCAGCCGGCGUGGAGAAUGGGGCCGCCAACGCCACACGUAGCUCCCGCUGAGCCUGAAGCCUCGAGCAACGACGAGAUCGAGGCUGCCUCCGAGUCUGGUGCGGAGGUAACUGCGGCGACGCAGCCUGACACUCCAACGCCCGGUUCGGCGGUGGAUGACGGUGGAUUUGCGGAGGAUGAUGGUGGAUUUGCGGGGGAUAACGGUGGCCUAUCGGCGAGGGUGGGCACGCUCGAGCGCGAUCUGAGCGAGGCGAGCGAGGUUCUCGUCGGGCUGGUGGAGCAGGUGAGCGAGGUGACUCAGCAGGUGAACGGCGCUCUCCAGACGGCAGUCGCGGGGGCGAGAGCGGAGAAGGAGGCGGCGGCUGAGGCGAGGGCGCGCGAGGACGCGCUGUCGCAGCGGCUCGCGACGAUUGAGGCGCGGUUGGCUGCAGUCGAGGCGGCGGCAGACACUGCAAAGCCCCCGCAGCCGCAGCCGCCGCAGCCGCCGCUGCCGCCAGCCGGGUUGACGCCGGCGCAGAAGAUUGCGGCGAUGGCGCGGCCGUCUCAGAGCGCCGUGGCGGCGAGCGAGUGGCCGACGACAAGGAUGCCAGCGUCAGAGGCGGCGGUGCCGGGGUCGGCCGC